Symbiodinium necroappetens is the source of this 1671-nucleotide messenger RNA. The record is from the annotation of a GenBank genome assembly. NCBI's taxonomy places the organism in Eukaryota, Dinophyceae, Suessiales, Symbiodiniaceae.
AUGGGUGGCACAAGCUCGCUGGGCGGUGAGCUCGCUGAGGAUACUUGGGAGGAUGAACUGCGAAGGAGUGAGCUGGGGCAUCGGACGGAGGAGCGGACGGAGGAGGGGGAAAGGCAGCUCGAGCGAAGAAGGAUUGCGGAGUUGCUGAGUCGCUUUGCUGGCGGCGAUGGCGAGGUCUUGGAAGUCCUGGGCCUCAACCUCGACGAUAGAGGUCGGGGUUUCAUUCUGACGGCAGAGCUGCAGCCUGCCACGCAGCGCUUGAUCGACCGCUUGGGCUGCCGUCACCCGGAGACCUUGCAGCGAGUCUCGCAAGUCUAUGCCUCGGUGGCGCGGCGUGAGAGCCUGAGCCUCACCGAAUUGAAAGGCUACGUGGCUUGCGUGCUGACGCAGAUCUUGCGGGAGCUGGACGCCGGCUGCGCUGAGGUGCAGCCUGAACCGAGCGAGCUCCAGCGCUUGAUGCAGGAGCUCAGCUCCUUGAACCAGUCGCUGGACCGGAGAGGCUGUGACCUCGAAGAGGUGGAGGAAACCCGCGCGAAGGAAGGCUCCCAAGGAGCCGACGGAGCCGACGGGGGAGCCGACAAAGCCGACGAAGGAGCCGAGCAGCUGCGGCUUCUGAGACAGGAGCUCGACGCGCUGAGCCUCUCCUUGCGAUCAGACCCGAGAGAGUCUCCGGGAACCUCCGCGUGGGCGCCGGCUGAGCCGGCGUCGGCUGAGCCGGCGUCGGAGCCUGUCUUUGAGGCAAGGCCCUGGCGCGCAGAUGCACUUCCUAAACCCCUAGAAAGAGAGGUUCCCGAAGUUCCUUGCGGGCCAUGCGGCCUUGCGCGCUUUGCUGCGGGGGCAGAGCCGGCAGUGCCCGCCGCGCCCGCUCAGCGGGACAUGCGCAGCUUGGGCAGCUAUCCACCAGGGGCUGUCAUCGAUCCAGGCAACACCUAUGCACGAGCGCUACGUCAUGCACAGAGGCCGUCGCAGCCUGGUGCAGAGCCUGGGUCGUCAGUCGAAGGGUGCGCGGCGGUGCUGACGCAGCCACCCCGGGAUGCAAUGGCCAGCACUUGUGAGCCUGAUCAUGCAGUGCUGAGGCCAAUGGCGGAUGGUUGGCAGUCCCGCUUGAAGGGUGCAAGCAAGGGCAUCGCCCACGGCUGGCAGGCCUUUGCCGAGACGAUGGAUGGGAUCUUUGUGCCCGAAGCCGGAGUGGACGCCGCGAUCGCGGAGGUAGAGGAGCACGUGGAAGAGUUCAAGGGCGAUCAGGGCCAAGGCCCCCAUCUUUCGGACGAGCACCACGACGUGCCUUCCAUCUUCCGGCAGCCGAGUGUGGAGGAGGUUCGGGAGCUUUUGGAGCAAGAGGGCCUUCCAGCACACGUUGGGAUCGCUUCUGCCGGGUGCUUCUGCCUGAAGAAGCUCUGCCUGGAUCGGAGCUCGCAGCCGUCUCUCUACGUGCUGGACUGCGAGUCCUCGGUGCCGGCUUUGUUUCUGGGCAUGCAAGGCUUCGGCCUGCAUCAGCUACGCCGGGUCGUGCUAGGCACUGCUCCGUCUGCAAAGCCCCUGUUGUCCUUGGAAUUCGACGAAGGCUUUCUUCCAGUCCGACUCGGCAGUGCCACGGUGCUCUACGGGGUCCUCGGCGUGCUUUGCGAAGGUCGCCAGGUGCAGAUCUUGCAGCAACCAGACUGGUCAUAG